GUGUGUCGAGGUCGACAGAUUGAGCGGGGAGUUGGUGAACAGAGUGGAUCAGAGUCGCUUUGGGGACUAGUGAGCUGCUCCUACAGCUGGCCGGAGGAGAGCUGCGGAGCCUGGAAACAUAUGAUCUGAGAAGGUGUGUCGUGUCCUCCUGUCCGCCGGUAUCAGGAUGCAGUUCUCAGUCAGACUGAGCCUCUGCCUGCUCGGCUUUGUUCUCGUUACUCUGUUCCCUCAGCCAGCGCAGGGCCAAGUUUCAUCGCCACGGAGAUUUCGUGCCAAAGUCCUGAGUCCCAGCAAGCUGCACAUCUCAUGGAAAGAACCAAAAGGAGAGUUUGAAAGCUACAAAGUGAUUUACACCACACAACCAGGUGGGAAGCAGACGGAGGUUCAGAUAUCAAAACAGGAAGCAAAGCUCAUCAUCGAGGACUUUGACCCCUCUAAAGAAUACAGCUUUAAGGUCAUUGCAGUCCAGGGAGGACAGCAAAGCAAACCUCUUCAAGCCAAACAUGAAGCUCAGCGAUCAGCCGUGGAGAUGGUUCAGUCCCAGAGGAGACCAGACAGCGGAGUCACCGAGGAAAACAACGAGAUCUCAGAAGCUGAGGAGGGGUUUAUGUGUAAGACGCCGGCCAUAGCCGACAUCGUGAUCCUGGUGGACGGCUCCUGGAGUAUCGGCCGCAUCAACUUCAGGCUGGUCAGGACGUUCCUGGAAAACCUGGUCAAGGCUUUCUCCGUUGAGUUUGACAAGACCAGGAUCGGACUGGCUCAGUACAGUGGAGACCCCAGGAUCGAGUGGCAUCUUAACGCUUACUCCACCAAAGAGGCUGUGAUUGAUGCUGUGAAGAACCUGCCGUAUAAAGGAGGAAACACACUGACAGGUCUGGCUCUGACCUUUAUCUUGGAGAACAGCUUUAAACCAGAGUCUGGAUCCAGACCCGGCGUUCCCAAAAUAGGAAUCCUCAUCACUGACGGGAAGUCUCAGGAUGAUGUGAUCCCCCCCGCACAGAGCCUGAGGGAAGCUGGGAUAGAGCUGUUUGCCAUUGGUGUGAAAAACGCCGAUGAGAAUGAGCUGAAGGCCAUCGCCUCCCCUCCCGAGGAAACUCACGUCUACAACGUGGCGGACUUCAGCGUGAUGAGCGACAUCGUGGAAGGUCUCACCAAGACGGUCUGCGAGAGAGUGGAUCAGCUCGACAAGCAGAUCAAAGGAGGAGGAGAACCUGCACCUCCGCCCACCUCUGUGUCUCCUCCUAGUGACUUGGUGACCUCGGACGUCACGGCUCGUAGUUUCCGGGUGACGUGGACUCAUGCUCCAGGCCAGGUGGAGAAGUACCGAGUGGUUUAUUAUCCUGCCAGCGGAGGACAGCCGGAUGAAAAGGUGGUCCAGGGGACACAGAACAGCGUGGAGCUCAACUAUCUGAACUCUCUGACGGAGUACCAGGUGGCUGUGUUCGCCAUCUAUCACAGCUCCGCCAGCGAGGCCCUGAGAGGAAGCGCCACCACAUUGGCUCUGCCAAUGGUGAACGACCUGGAGCUGUUCGACAUCACCCACAGCACCAUGAGGGUCCGCUGGAAGACCGCCGCCGGGGCUUCUGGGUACAUGAUCCUUUACGCCCCGCUGACGGAGGGAGACCCUGCAGACGAGAAGGAGGUGAAGGUAGCGGACUCGGUGAACGAGGUGGAGCUGGAAGGAUUGACGCCGGCUACAGAAUACACAGUAACCGUCUACGCCAUGUACGGCGAGGAGGCCAGUGACCCCAUGACCAGCCAGCAGACCACAUUACCGCUGACCCCGGCGAGGAACCUGCGUUUCUCAGAUGUGGACCACAGCUCCGCCCGGCUCACCUGGGACUCCCCCUCCAGGAAGGUCAUCGGCUACCGCGUGAUGUACGUCAAGACCAACGGAGUCCAGACCAACGAGGUGGACGUGGGCAGCGUGACGACCUGGAUGCUCAAGAACCUGACGUCAUUAACGGAGUACACAGUCGGUGUGUUUGCUGUUUACAACGAGGGACAAGCGGAGCCUGUGACUAAAAGCUUCACCACAAAGACCGUCCCAGACCCGUUGGAUCUGAGGAGCAGUGACAUCACCACAGACAGCUUCCGGGUGUCAUGGCAACACCCGGCCUCUGACGUGUUGCUGUACCGACUCACCUGGAUGCCAGCCGACGGAACAGACAGAGAGGAGGCUCUGGUGAGCGGAAACAUAAACACCUACUUGAUAAAAGGACUCAGCCCCGCCAGCGAGUACGAAGUCGUCCUGGCCGCCAUCUACAAGAACGAGGCGGAGAGCGACGAGGUCAUCCUGGUGGAGACCACCGUUGAUAGAGCAACCACCGUCGCUACGACAACCACCACCACAGCAGCUCCUCCAGCUCCUCGUUACGGAGUGAGGAACAUGAGGAUCGACGAUGAAACCACCUUCAGCAUGCGGGUGUCGUGGCAGCAGCUCGACUCCUGGAACGUCCGACAUUAUCGGCUGAGCUACAUCAGCGCCAGAGGAGACCGAGCGGAGGAGACGAGGACAGUGCCGACGGGUCAGAACAGCCUGGUUCUGCAGCCUCUGCUGUCAGAUACCGAGUACAAAAUCGCCAUCACUCCCGUUUACAUGGAAGGAGACGGACCGACAGCGGCUCGGAUGGGACGAACACUUCCUCUCUCAGCUCCGAGGAACCUGCGGGUGUCGGAGGAGUGGUACAACCGCUUCAGGAUCAGCUGGGACGCUCCACCGUCACCCACCAUGGGCUACAGAGUCGUCUACCAGCCUUUAUCUGCCCCGGGAUCAGCUCUGGAGACCUUCGUCGGCGAGGACGUGAACACCAUGCUGAUCGUCAAUCUGCUGAGUGGAACCGAGUACAGCGUCAAGGUCAUCGCCUCCUACACCACCGGAUCCAGCGAGGCCCUCGCAGGAAGGGCCAAGACCUUGUACCUGGGGGUGACCAACCUGAGUCCAUAUCAGGUGAGGAUGACCAGUAUGUGCGUCCAGUGGCAGCCUCACCGACACGCCAACGCCUACAGAGUGCUCAUCGAAUCCAUGCUCAAUGGUCAGAAGCAGGAGACGAAGCUCAGCGGAGGAGCCAACAGACACUGUUUCAACAGCCUGAAUGCCAAUACGCAGUAUAAGAUCAGUGUUUACGCAGAGCUGCAGGACGGAACGCAAGGACCUGCAGUCACUGCGUACGAGAAGACAUUACCUGUCCCAACCCCGCCGCCGACCCUCCCCCCGACCACCACCCCGCUACCCACAAUCCCUGCUGCCAUGGAAGUCUGUAAGGCGGCCCGAGCAGACCUGGUCUUCCUGGUUGACGGUUCCUGGAGUAUCGGUGAUGAAAACUUCCUGAAGAUCAUUCGUUUCCUGUACAGCACCGCCGGAGCUCUGGACCAGAUCGGCCCAGAUGGCACACAGGUCGCCAUCGCCCAGUUUAGUGAUGACGCACGAACUGAGUUCAAGCUGAACUCGUACAGCGAUAAGCAGCGACUGCUGGACGCCAUCAACAACAUCUCCUACAAGGGAGGAAACACCAAGACAGGUCGAGCCAUCCAGCACGUGAAGGAAAACAUCUUUACGGCGGAGGCAGGGAUGAGGAGAGGAAUCCCCAACGUCCUGGUGGUCCUCACCGACGGCCGAUCCCAGGAUGACGUCAACAAGGUUUCUAAGGAGAUGCAGAUGGAAGGUUAUAUCGUGUUUGCUAUCGGCUUCGCUGACGCUGACUACGGGGAGCUGGUGAGCAUCGCCAGUAAACCCAGCGACAGACACGUCUUCUUCGUGGACGACCUGGACGCCUUUAAGAAGAUCGAAGAGAAGCUGGUGACCUUUGUGUGCGAAGCCGCCACUGCCACUUGUCCAGCAGUACCGAUGAGUGGCAGCACAACACCAGGUUUCCGUAUGAUGGAGCUGUUUGGGCUGGUGGAGAAUCGGUACAGCAGCGUCUCUGGUGUUUCCAUGGUACCCGGCACCUUCAACACCUUCCCCUGUUUCCACCUGCACAGUGACGCUCUGCUGGCUCAGCCAACCAGGUACAUCCAUCCUGAAGGGCUGCCCUCAGACUACACGAUUACCCUGCUGUUCAGACUGCUACCCAACACCCCCGAGGAGCCGUUCGCCAUCUGGGAGAUCCUGAACAAGAACAACGAGCCGCUGGUUGGAGUCAUCCUGGACAACGGAGGAAAGACUCUGACGUUCUUCAACAACGACUACAAAGGAGAUUUCCAGACUGUCACCUUCGAGGGGCCAGAAAUCAAAAAACUCUUCUACGGCAGCUUUCAUAAGCUUCACAUCGCCAUCAGCAAGACCAGCGCCAAAGUGGUGAUCGACUGCAAGCUGGUGACAGAGAAAACCAUCAACGCAGCGGGAAACAUCACCACAGACGGACUGGAAGUUCUGGGCAGGAUGGUCCGCUCCAGAGGGAACAAGGACAACUCAGCACCGUUUCAGCUCCAGAUAUUUGACAUCGUCUGCAGCACUUCGUGGGCAAACAGAGACAAGUGCUGCGAACUUCCUGGUCUGAGGAAAGAGGUAGACUGCCCGGCGCUGCCCAAAGCCUGCACCUGCACCCAGGAUAGCAAAGGUCCCGCCGGCCCUGCUGGACCACCAGGAGGCCCAGGAAUCAGAGGAGCCAGAGGUGAUCGUGGAGAGCCGGGCCCGGUGGGGCCAACGGGUCCAGUUGGUGAUAUAGGUGUACCAGGACCUCAGGGACCCCAAGGACCACAGGGACCCAGUGGACGCUCCAUCAUGGGGCCCCCUGGUGCUCAAGGUGAGAGAGGACAGAAAGGUGAAGCUGGACAACAAGGAACGCAGGGAAUUCCUGGUAGAGCUGGAGAACCAGGCAGAGAGGGACCUGCAGGAUCCAGAGGACUGCCAGGAAAAGACGGACCCCCAGGCAGAGAGGGCCCCACAGGGAUUAUUGGGACUCCAGGAGCCCCAGGGGCCCCAGGAAACACGGGCCCUCCAGGAAAACAGGGAGAACUGGGACCACCGGGUCCUCCUGGAAACAAGGGAGACAAGGGUGAACGGGGUGACCUCCAGUCGACAGCAUCAGUUCAGGCCAUCGCCAGGCAGGUCUGUGAGCAGCUGAUUCAGAGUCACAUGGCUCGCUACAACUCCAUCCUCAACCACGUACCCAGCCCGCCAGUGUCCAUCCGCACCGUGCCGGGACCCCCCGGAGAGCCCGGCCGAAAUGGAUCCCCAGGGCCUCAGGGAGAACAAGGGCCCCCAGGAAGACCUGGCUUCCCAGGACAGAACGGACAGAACGGGCAACCAGGAGAAAGAGGUCAACCAGGAGAGAAGGGUGAGAAGGGAUCUCAAGGUGUGGGAGUCCAAGGCCCCAGAGGACCUCCAGGAGCUCCCGGAGCCAAUGGGCAGGGCAGACCUGGCAGUCAGGGUCCAUCAGGGCGACCUGGAAAUCCCGGAGCCUCUGGUCGGCCAGGGGUCCCUGGACCGGUCGGACCUGCGGGACCUCCGGGCUACUGCGACCAGAACUCCUGUAUGGGCUACAAUGUUGGAGAGCGCGAGGAUGUCACUGAUGGCGGCGCUAUCCCCGCAGUCCAACUGCCGCCCAACCUCUUCCAGAACUACGGUGAGGCGGAGGAGGACGACCCGUACCGCUACUACCAGCCUAACUACCCGGCCCCGCGGCCCGUGCAGCCCGACGACCCCGCGCUGUUCCCCGACAACAUCGAGCUGAGGUCCCCCGGAGUCCACCGCAGCUCCCGCAGCCUGGACGGGGAGGAGGAGACACUCGGGCAGAAAAGGAGACUAAUGAGAGGCGCCAAGAAGCUGCCUGGACUAACUAACUGAGAGGAGGUGACUGGAGGACGCGGAGGGCCGCUCGCUGAUUCUGAUUGGGCGGUUUGGAGCCGUUACGGACUAAUCAACAAGUGCCUGAUGUAGAGGAUUUCUUAUGGACAUUGUAGAGGGGACGGGGUGGGGGUAACUCAUCUAUGCUAUUCAAGAAAACUGUUUUUUUUAUUUGUUUUUGUUAUUUUAAUUGUUUUAAAAUGGAUUGAGCUUAUCUGGGGUUUAUAUUUCACAGCUCUCUUUAUGUCACAAGACCUCUCUCAAGUAUCUAAAACAUUUCGUCAUCAAAUUCAUCGGAUUCAUUUAGCAGGUCCUGCUUUAGGUUCUAGUUUCUCUUCAGUUUUGUUGUUUGUUAUUUACCUGGUUGGUGAAGUGCCUCCUAACGGUGCAGCAGGUAGUACUACUCACUCAGUAGUACUACUUCAGAUUUAGUUUCUAAAAUACUUAUAUAAUAAAGUUGCACUUCCUAGCUUAAA
Molecule: messenger RNA, 6264 nt
Organism: Thunnus maccoyii (southern bluefin tuna)
Lineage: Eukaryota; Metazoa; Chordata; Actinopteri; Scombriformes; Scombridae
Product: collagen alpha-1(XIV) chain-like
Exons: 48
Coding region: 167-5788 (1873 amino acids)
Cellular component (GO): interstitial matrix
Molecular function (GO): protein binding
Source: RefSeq, a predicted model, not a curated record